GUGUUUCACCGCCUUGUCAAGGUGAAUCAGAAACAUUGUUGCGUUCCCAGCUCCUCUACUCUCCUCUGCCCUGCUGUCACUUCAGGGGAUCGAGAGAACAAGAUGGAGGGUACUUUAUGGAUGACAACGAUCCUCCUGUCCUUCUGUCUGUCAGAGCAUGUGUUUACUGAACUUUCCCAACGUCCUUACUGCAAAGACAAACCUCUGUCCAUACAGCAUGUACCUCUCCACAGCAGAGUGUCCGUCUCCUGCCCCAACAUGAUAGGAGACGAUCUGAGAUUCCACCUCUCUUUGAACCAGUCCCUCAUUCACACCACGGUGCUCAAGAAGAACCAGAAUACAACCAUAAACAACCAAUCAGACACCUGGGUUCAGUUCUACCUAGCUGAACAGGACCUAAACCACAACCUAACCAAUCGCUAUGAGUUCACGGUCAACGGAACUGGACUGUACAUCUGUAGAGAAGAGAGGCUGUGGUCACCCCCGUAUAAAGAGGACUCUGUUCACACACUACUGAUCACAGAGAAGCAGUGUCUGAAACCCCAUGAUCAACUGGCCAAUCAGAGUUGUGCGGAGGAUCCUAAACCCCUCCUCCUGUGUCUGUUAUUGGUGGGAUGUGGGGUGCUACUCCUCUACAGCACCAUCAUCACCAUCAUCGUCAUCCUCAUCUGGAGGAAGCUGAAGAAGGAAGCGUCUGCUCAGAGUACAUACUUGAACAUAAAGCUAGGAGAGAAGAGAGUUCCUCAGAGAGUCCAGUAUCCAGUCACCGGAAGGUUCUGAUGCUGAGCUUCCUAAGUGCACUACUUUUGUGCACUAUAUAGGGAAUAGGGUGAAAUCUGGGACUUAGCCGAUUGGCUCUUCAAUCAAUCUACUGACGCAUUCAAUGCAUCGUAACUUCAAGAAAAUCAGGAUCAUUAGGAGAUGAUAAGAACACAUGAUUACUUCUCAUACUGCAUCAGAACAGUGUCCUACUGCAUUAGAACAGCUUCAUAAUGCAUCAGAACAGCUUCAUACUGCAUUAGAACAGCUUCAUACUGCAUCAGAACAGCUUCAUACUGCAUUAGAACAGCUUCAUACUGCAUCAGAACAGCUUCAUACUGCAUCAGAACAGCUUCAUACUGCAUUAGAACAGCUUCAUACUGCAUCAGAACAGUGUCCUACUGCAUUAGAACAGUGUCAUACUGCAUUAGAACAGUGUCAUAUUGCAUUAGAACAGUGUCCUACUGCAUUAGAACAGUGUCCUACUGCAUUAGAACAGUGUCCUACUGCAUUAGAACAGUGUCCUACUGCAUUAGAACAGUGUCCUACUGCAUUAGAACAGUGUCAUACUGCAUUAGAACAGUGUCCUACUGCAUUAGAACAGUGUCAUACUGCAUUAGAACAGUGUCCUACUGCAUUAGAACAGUGUCCUACUGCAUUAGAACAGCUUCAUACUGCAUUAGAACAGCUUCAUACUGCAUUAGAACAGCGUCCUACUGCAUCAGAACAGCUUCAUACUGCAUUAGAACAGUGUCCUACUGCAUUAGAACAGUGUCCUACUGCAUUAGAACAGUGUCCUACUGCAUUAGAACAGCUUCAUACUGCAUUAGAACAGUGUCCUACUGCAUUAGAACAGUGUCAUACUGCAUUAGAACAGUGUCCUACUGCAUUAGAACAGUGUCCUACUGCAUUAGAACAGUGUCCUACUGCAUUAGAACAGUGUCCUACUGCAUUAGAACAGUGUCCUACUGCAUUAGAACAGUGUCCUACUGCAUUAGAACAGUGUCCUACUGCAUUAGAACAGUGUCCUACUGCAUUAGAACAGCUUCAUACUGCAUCAGAACAGUGUCCUACUGCAUUAGAACAGCUUCAUACUGCAUCAGAACAGUGUCCUACUGCAUUAGAACAGCUUCAUACUGCAUUAGAACAGUGUCCUACUGCAUUAGAACAGCUUCAUACUGCAUUAGAACAGUGUCCUACUGCAUUAGAACAGCUUCAUACUGCAUUAGAACAGUGUCCUACUGCAUUAGAACAGCUUCAUACUGCAUUAGAACAGCUUCAUACUGCAUUAGAACAGCUUCACGAUGCAUUGGAACGGCUUCACGAUAUAUUGGAACGGCUUCACGAUAUAUUGGAACAGCUUCACGAUGCAUUGGAACGGCUUCACGAUAUAUUGGAACUGCUUCACGAUGCGUUGGAACUGCUUCACGAUGCAUUGGAACUGCUUCACGAUGCAUUAGAGCUGCUUCACGAUGCAUUGGAACUGCUUCACGAUGCGUUGGAACUGCUUCACGAUGCAUUGGAACUGCUUCACGAUGCAUUGGAACUGCUUCACGAUGCAUUGGAACUGCUUCACGAUGCAUUGGAACUGCUUCACGAUGCAUUGGAACUGCUUCACGAUGCAUUGGAACUGCUUCACGAUGCAUUGGAACUGCUUCACGAUGCAUUGGAACUGCUUCACGAUGCAUUAGAGCUGCUUCACGAUGCAUUGGAACUGCUUCACGAUGAAUUGGAACUGCUUCACGAUGCAUUGGAACUGCUUCACAGUGCGUCGGAACUGCUUCACGAUGCAUUGGAAGUGCUCCAGAAUAUAUUAUUCCUACAGGCUUUAAGUAAAGUUUUACCAAUCAGGAUGUUUGUAUUAAAGGGUGUUUACCGACACUAUAAUCUCUGUGUUGUUCCAGAACAAUGACUCCCUCCCUCAUUGUGUAAUGCCGUGUACGGAGCUGUUUGUGUUUUCAUAAGUAAAGGAAGUAGAAUGUUC
Salvelinus fontinalis (brook trout) is the source of this 2743-nucleotide messenger RNA. RefSeq names its product T-cell-specific surface glycoprotein CD28-like. The transcript is spliced from 4 exons. Gene Ontology annotation, biological process: T cell receptor signaling pathway; regulation of T cell proliferation. NCBI's taxonomy places the organism in Eukaryota, Metazoa, Chordata, Actinopteri, Salmoniformes, Salmonidae. The coding region runs from base 103 to 780 and encodes 225 amino acids. Gene Ontology annotation, cellular component: external side of plasma membrane. The record is from RefSeq and is a predicted model, not a curated record.